This is a messenger RNA of Alternaria arborescens, 504 nucleotides long. RefSeq lists its product as hypothetical. NCBI's taxonomy places the organism in Eukaryota, Fungi, Ascomycota, Dothideomycetes, Pleosporales, Pleosporaceae. The transcript has a single exon. The coding region runs from base 1 to 504 and encodes 167 amino acids. The record is from RefSeq and is a predicted model, not a curated record. Gene Ontology annotation, molecular function: acyltransferase activity, transferring groups other than amino-acyl groups.
AUGAAUGAUUCACACUCUGCAGCGCAUAUCCCCUCUGGUUUCGUGAUCAAAGAUUUCUCUACCCUGCCGCCAAAGACUCGCUCAACAGUCGCAGACAAAGUGGCCAAACUUGAGAGAAAGGUCUUCCCAUCAAUCGAGCACUUCAACUACGACGUGGAACUUAAGAAAAAGAACACUGGACUACUCUUGGUCUUCAAAGAAGAUGACACGGAUAAACUUAUUGCAUAUCUCGUCUAUCAACGGAUGAAGAGAUUAGCGUGGCUGCACAAACUUUGUGUGAUCGAGCAAGAAAGAGGAAGAGGUAUCGGAAAGGCCUUGAUUUACUACCUUCGCCAUCAAAUGGGAAAAGGAGGCUGCAACAAGAUCUUCUUAUGGGUGGACGAAAGUCGCGGGCAUGCCAGAGCGUUGUAUGAGUUGUGCGGCUUUCAACAGUCUGAAUGCCGUCCUGACUACUACGGUCCUGGGCGGACAGCACUCAAGCUUGAACUGGAGCUCGGAGACUGA